UGUCAGAUUUCCUAUAUCUUACUUUUUGUGUUUGUUUUAGUCCUAAAGUGAAAAUCCGCAUGUUUGGUGCAUUUCAAAACAAGGAUAAUGGCAUCUUGUAAGAAGUUACUAUCCUCAACUCAUUUCCGACCCCUCCCAUCAUCUGUCCUAAACUCUCUUCGCUACAUCCAAUUGGACACACCCUUUAACCCCAAAGACUUGAAAGGUUUAACCACCGAUCUCAUCAAGUCCUAUUUCGAUAAAGGCUCAAUCGAAGAAGCACGCUCACUGUUCGACGAAAUGCCCCAGAGAGAUGUUAUUGCCUGGACGGUCAUGAUCACUGGCUACACUUCCUGCAAUCACCACAAACGUGCGUGGAAUGUGUUUUCUAAUAUGCUCAGAGAUGGAGUGAAGCCCAAUGCUUUCACUGUUUCUGCUGUUUUGAAGGCUUGUAAAAGUUUGAAAGCUCUUUCGUGUGGUGAAUUAGUUCAUGGGUUGGCUAUCAAGAUUGGUACUCAAGGGUCGUCUAUAUAUGUUGAUAAUGCACUCAUGGAUAUGUAUGCCACUUGCUGUGAUAACAUGGAUAAUGCUAGACUGGUUUUUGAGGAUAUCGUAACCAAAAAUGCUGUCUCUUGGACUACUUUGAUCACUGGGUAUACUCAUAGACGUGAUUCCUAUGGUGGUCUUCGAGUUUUUCGCCAAAUGUUUAUGGAGGGAGGAGAACUGAGUCCCUUCAGCUUUUCAAUUGCAGUUAGUGCUUGUGCGUCGAUUGGCUCAAGUAAUUUGGGUAAGCAGGUACAUGCUGCAGUGAUUAAUCAUGGAUUUGAGUCAAAUCUUCCUGUCAUGAAUUCCAUACUCGACAUGUAUUGCAGGUGCCGUUGCGCAUCUGAGGCAAAACAAGUAUUCGGUGAAAUGACUCAGAAAGAUACGAUCACGUGGAAUACUUUGAUAGCUGGAUUUCAAACACUGGAUUCUAAAGAGUCUCUCUGCAUAUUUUCACAAAUGGUGUCAGAAGGUGUUAGUCCGAAUUGCUUCACAUUUACUAGUGUUAUAGCUGCAUGUGCAAACUUAGCAAUUCUGUAUUGCGGGCAACAGCUUCACGGUGGAAUCACUCAUAGAGGCCUUGAUAACAACUUGGAAUUAUCCAAUGCCCUUAUAGAUAUGUAUGCUAAGUGUGGAAAUGUAGAUGAUUCACAUAAAAUAUUUAGUGGAAUGCCGCACACAAAUUUGGUUUCAUGGACUUCCAUGAUGAUUGGAUAUGGUGCUCAUGGACAUGGAAAUGAGGUUGUUGAGUUAUUCAAUGAGAUGGUUAGAUCAGGUAUUAAACCUGAUAAGAUAGUGUUCAUGGCAGUUCUGAGUGCUUGUAGCCAUGCCGGAUUAGUGGAUGAAGGCCUUAAAUAUUUUAAAUUAAUGACUAACUAUUAUAAUGUUGCACCCGAUCAAGAGAUAUAUGCGUGUGUGGUGGAUUUGCUUGGUCGUGCAGGAAGGGUAAAAGAAGCUUAUGAACUAAUAGAGAAUAUGCCAUUUAUGCCAGAUGAAUCUAUAUGGGUAGCCCUUCUUGGAGCUUGUAAAAAACACAAACAACCAAGUAUGGGGAAAUUAGCAGCUUUGAAGGUUUUGGAUAUGAAACCAAAUAAGGCGGGAACUUAUGUGUUGUUAUCGAAUAUUUAUGCUGCUGAAGGUAACUGGGCUGAUUUUGCGAGUUUGAGGAAGCUUAUGAGAAGUACUAUAAGUAAGAAAGAGGUGGGGAGGAGCUGGAUUGAAUUGAAAAAUCAGGUUUACAGUUUUGCUGUUGGAGAUAGAUUUGUUUCUUCGAAUGAGGAGGUGUGUGAAGUUCUGGAAUCGUUGGUUAAACAUAUGAAACAAGUAGGAUAUGUACUUGAUUUAGAUUGCUUUGUACAUGACUUGGAAGAUGAGACUUGAAUAUUUAGAAGCUGGAAAUAUCAUCUUAUUUAUGAAUGCUUCAUAAACCAAUACAAUUUAUUAUACAAGCAUUAAUUACUACAGAACAUGAUAUUUCAAAUCUGUACAAGCCUCUUAUUAAUAAACCAAUACAAAAACGUUAUAUUC
Lathyrus oleraceus (garden pea) is the source of this 2049-nucleotide messenger RNA. RefSeq names its product putative pentatricopeptide repeat-containing protein At1g56570. The transcript has 2 exons. Bases 88 to 1902 code for a protein of 604 amino acids. NCBI's taxonomy places the organism in Eukaryota, Viridiplantae, Streptophyta, Magnoliopsida, Fabales, Fabaceae. The record is from RefSeq and is a predicted model, not a curated record. Gene Ontology annotation, molecular function: protein binding; RNA binding. Gene Ontology annotation, biological process: RNA modification.